CAGAUUAGGAAUCUAACCAAUCGGCACUCACCUUUUUUUUUUGUGUUUGCUGUUAGGUUUGCUGUUCAGGAACAAUGGCUGUUGAAGUUGACGUGGCAAACCAGGAACUGAGCCAGACACAUAAUGAUGUGAAGCUGUUCAACCGGUGGAGCUUCGAUGAUAUCCAUGUGAACGACAUGUCUCUAGUUGAUUACAUCGGGGUUGCUCCUUCCAAGCAUGCUACCUAUGUCCCCCACACUGCUGGGAGGUACUCUGUCAAGCGUUUUCGAAAAGCUAAGUGCCCAAUUGUGGAGAGGCUCACAAAUUCACUUAUGAUGCACGGUAGAAACAAUGGGAAGAAACUCAUGGCUGUAAGGAUUAUUAAGCAUGCAAUGGACAUAAUUCAUCUCCUAACUGAUCUCAACCCAAUUCAAGUUAUUGUUGAUGCCAUUGUUAACAGUGGACCACGUGAAGACGCUACUCGAAUCGGUUCAGCCGGAGUUGUUAGGCGUCAAGCUGUGGAUAUAUCCCCUCUGCGACGUGUUAACCAAGCAAUAUAUCUUCUUACAACUGGUGCUCGUGAAGCUGCCUUUAGAAAUAUCAAGACAAUUGCAGAAUGCUUGGCUGAUGAACUUAUUAAUGCAGCAAAGGGUUCAUCCAACAGUUAUGCUAUCAAGAAAAAGGAUGAGGUUGAGGGAGUUGCGAAGGCAAAUCGUUGAGCUUUUUUUCGGGGUUCGUUUCAUGCGUACAGCAACAGUUUUCUUGUCGCGCCAUUUCAUAUCCUUGUUUUUGACUGAAAAU
Cucurbita maxima (winter squash) is the source of this 780-nucleotide messenger RNA. RefSeq names its product 40S ribosomal protein S5-like. The transcript has a single exon. NCBI's taxonomy places the organism in Eukaryota, Viridiplantae, Streptophyta, Magnoliopsida, Cucurbitales, Cucurbitaceae. Bases 75 to 698 code for a protein of 207 amino acids. Gene Ontology annotation, cellular component: ribosome; cytosolic small ribosomal subunit. Gene Ontology annotation, biological process: translation; ribosomal small subunit assembly. The record is from RefSeq and is a predicted model, not a curated record. Gene Ontology annotation, molecular function: mRNA binding; rRNA binding; structural constituent of ribosome.